Adelges cooleyi (spruce gall adelgid) is the source of this 1971-nucleotide messenger RNA. RefSeq lists its product as uncharacterized. The transcript is spliced from 2 exons. NCBI's taxonomy places the organism in Eukaryota, Metazoa, Arthropoda, Insecta, Hemiptera, Adelgidae. Bases 51 to 1922 code for a protein of 623 amino acids. The record is from RefSeq and is a predicted model, not a curated record.
GGUUUUCAUCGAACACACCAACUGCGUUUUGGUAAUUAGACGCUACGAUAAUGCAUUUGCAAAAGUUAAUUUCAAUACUAAUUUUUUGGGUUGGUGAACUUUUUUUCACAAACGUUGAGUCGACGAUGAGACAAGCACAUAUGAUGGAACUUGCAAAUACAUUAAACACGUUGGUGCGUCAUUCGGGAUGGCAAGCCAUGAGGAGCGUUCAAGUUAUAUUAAAUACAAAUCAACACAGAGAAAUCGAGGAACCAAUGCCCAUAAUACUCGAAGAAAUAUUAUCGGGCAGGAAUCCAAUCGACAAAUUCAACAUUCUGGAAAGAUACAAGGAGAUCUGGACUGUGCUCAGGUGUAAGUUCGCCGAGGUUCUUUUGCAGUGCAGGCUUCUCAUACAAAAUGUAAUACGGGUUUGCCGAUUAGAAAAAAUAAUAGAAAAAAAUAAAACGACCGACGCUUCGCUUCAGAGGUAUCACAUUUGUUUUAAAUCGCUGUUGAGCAAACUCCACAGCUCAUCGUCGAGGUUUAAAUGCAUGGCAGACGCGUUGGACUUUAUGUACUUGUUAGGUCCGCAAUCGGGACUUAAGCAAGGCAUAAUAGACGGCACGAAAAAAUUUACCGAGUAUACUUCAACAGUAGGACCGAGAACGUCAACAGAAUUGUCAAAACUAGGUUACAACGAAAACGCUGUGGAUAUCGAAAUAAAAAACAUAAGCGACUUCUUCGUAAAUACAUAUAACAGGCACAUAUAUUGGUUUGCCAACAAUCGUUGCAACGCUCCGCCACAAGAAGAAUGGUCUAUAUAUAGAAUACAAAUAGAUAUGCAGAACAAAAAGAGGAACCAGCAGAUACCGGUAGAAACGACUUUAAUGCAAUAUGUGAUAGACGAAAUGGAUAGUUACGUUAGUAAUAUCUUGGACAGUUGUUUCUUCGAGUUGGGUUUCGCCUACGAUCUGACGGCCGCUCUAAUGAUGCAUUCGCAAACGUUAAUUUCAAUAAUAGUUUUUUGGGUUGCUGUACAUUGUAUUACACGCGUUUUGUCAGAUGAUGAUGGUGAUGAUGAUUAUAUCAUAAGACAAUCAUACCAAUCGGAACUUGCCAAUAAAUUAAACAUGUUGGUGCGUCAUUCGGGAUGGCAGACUAUGAGAAGCGUUCAAUUUGUAGUAAAUAAAUAUCAACACGCAGAAGUCACAAAUCCCAUGUCCGAAAUUCUCCAAGCAAUAUCAUCGGGACGUGAGCCAAUCCACCAAUUCAACGUCAUAGCAAGAUUCAAUGAUAUGUGGGCUGUUCUCAGGUGUAAGUACGCCAAUGUUAUUUCCAGGUGCAGGAUUCUCAUACAAAAAUUUACACGGGCUUGCCGAAAUGAAAAAAAAAAUAAUAAAAAAGCGUCCGACUCACCAAAUCAAAUGUAUUACAAUUGUUUUAAUUUGCUGUUGAGCAAACUCCACAGCAUAUCGCCGAGGUUUAAAUGCAUGACAGACGCGUUGGACUUUAUGUUUAUGCUAGGUUCGUCAUCGGCACAAAAGCAAGGCGUUAUGUUCGGUAUACAAAAAUUGGCCGAGUUUACUUCAACUGUAGGACCGAGAACGUCUGCGAAAUUGUCCGAACACGGUAUUAACGAGAGGGCUGUCGACAUCGAGUUAAAAUCAAUAAACGAUUUUAUCAUGGGUGUAUACUACAGUCACGUAUAUUGGUUUGCCAACAACCUUUGCAACACUUUGCCACAAGAAGAAUGGUCUAUAUAUAGAAUACAAAUAGAUAUGCAGAACAAAAAGAGGAACCAGCAGAUACCGGAGGAAACGACAAUGGUGCAAUUUGUAAUGGACGAAAUGGAUAGUUACGUUAGUGAUAUCUUGGACAGUUGUUUCUUCGAUUUGGGCUUCGCAUACGACGGGACAGGAAACGUUAUAAAUCGAAAUAAUUAAAAUGUCCUUUACAAAUUUACAGUGUAGAUUAUUGAACACAAUAUUGUGU